This is a messenger RNA of Nanorana parkeri, 1077 nucleotides long. RefSeq names its product PIH1 domain containing 1 (gene PIH1D1). Gene Ontology annotation, biological process: rRNA processing; box C/D snoRNP assembly. Bases 34 to 915 code for a protein of 293 amino acids. NCBI's taxonomy places the organism in Eukaryota, Metazoa, Chordata, Amphibia, Anura, Dicroglossidae. Gene Ontology annotation, cellular component: cytoplasm; ribonucleoprotein complex; R2TP complex. The transcript is spliced from 10 exons. The record is from RefSeq and is a predicted model, not a curated record.
CUCUAGGUGAACUUUGGCUUACACAGGGCAAAGAUGGAAGCUGACAAAUCCCUGCUGUCAGCAGAACUGAAUGUAGAGAUGGAGGACGCGCUCUAUGAACACAUGCUGCUGAAGGCAAAGCAAGAAAUACAAAAUAGGCUACCAAUUCAACAGGGAUCAAAACAAAUCCGACCCCAGCCAGGUUUUUGCAUAAAAACUCGCACAUCUAAAAAUGAAAAGAUCUUCAUUAACAUCUGUAAGUCAAAUCAAAUCCCAGCACCCCCCGACCUCAGUGAGCAGGAGCUAGUCAGUAUCUUGGAAUCAGAUGAUCCCUCUGGAUAUCGUGUCCCAAUGAGCAUUGGAGAACCCCAUGUUGAAGUAGACAAUAGUGGAAGUGGUUGCACAGCCUAUGACAUUGUAAUAAACAGUUCUUUCUUUGACAAGAUUAAGCGUGGGGUUGUUGAUAUCACAGUGGCAAUGGAAGGCUUGGAAAACAAAUAUGCAACGGAGCUUUCUAGAGAAUGGCGUAUGCUCAAAAAUCGAAAGUUCAUGGGAUCCAUAUUUGAUCAAAAUAUAAGAACAACAUCCAAACCUAUGAUUCAAGAAAUGAAACCAAAGUCCUUACAGUCAACUGCAAGCAAGUCUCUUAUUUCUGAAGUCACAAGCUCACCAGAGGUACCAGAAUAUACAAUUAUUGCAGAACCUUCUGGGGGACAUCCAAGCUUUCUUGUGGCUGAAAUCUCUUUGCCUAGAGUGUCCUCUGUCAGAUCCCUUGUACUAGACCUUGGAGAAGACCAAAUUGUAUUAUUGGGACGUCCUGAUUUGUAUCAUAUGGAUAUCUUUAUUCCCUACAAUAUUAUCCAGGAGGAAAGUGGUGCUCAGUUUAACAAAGACACAAAGGUACUGACUAUAACAAUGCCGGUUCAACCAGCAUAGUGCGAAGCUGUUGGAGGUGUGGCUUUUAAAAUCCAUCUAUAUUAUUGAUCCAGUGGAUCCAGAUUGGAGAUGUUGGACUCUACUUUACUACUUUGUACUUCAUAACAACAUGUUCUUUGGCUUCAAGUCAGUUUGGGCUUAAAUGCAUCUGAAAUAUUUGUG